AAAGCUUUUGUGGAGUGGAACCGAACCAAGAGGCAAAAGGCGCACAAACGAGCUAGUUGAGACAUUUCAUCAAACACCUUAACUGCAAAGUGAGCGACAGAGAAACAGAAGAGAGUAAAAUGGAGGAGUCAAAGGGAGUGGUGAAGCAUGUAUUGCUAGCAAAGUUCAAAGAUGACGUCUCUCCUGAAAAGAUCGACGAGCUCAUCAAUGGCUAUGCUAACCUCGUCAAUCACAUUGAACCCAUGAAAGCCUUCCAGUGGGGAAAGGAUGUGAGCAUCGAGAACCUGCAUCAGGGUUUCACUCAUAUAUUUGAGUCUUCAUUUGAUAGCACUGAAGGCGUUGCAGAGUAUGUUUCACACCCAAAGCAUGUUGAAUUUGGAAACCUCUUCCUGGGUCACUUGGAUAAAGUACUUGUUAUUGACUACAAACCUACUUCUCUUCGUUGUUGAAAGCAACUGAAGAAUAGGGAAACUACUUUGUAUUUGUGUUGUUUUGGCGAAAAUAAAUCUCACAUAUUUGUAUAUGCUUUGUGACUUUGAGAUUUCGGAUGUAAUUUGAGUACAGUUUUUAAAAAAUUUGGUCGUUGCUGUUAUCA
This is a messenger RNA of Spinacia oleracea (spinach), 595 nucleotides long. RefSeq names its product stress-response A/B barrel domain-containing protein HS1. The transcript has 2 exons. The record is from RefSeq and is a predicted model, not a curated record. Bases 120 to 449 code for a protein of 109 amino acids. Gene Ontology annotation, biological process: pollen tube adhesion. NCBI's taxonomy places the organism in Eukaryota, Viridiplantae, Streptophyta, Magnoliopsida, Caryophyllales, Amaranthaceae.